Fusarium odoratissimum NRRL 54006 is the source of this 1661-nucleotide messenger RNA. RefSeq lists its product as uncharacterized. The coding region runs from base 80 to 1597 and encodes 505 amino acids. The transcript is spliced from 3 exons. NCBI's taxonomy places the organism in Eukaryota, Fungi, Ascomycota, Sordariomycetes, Hypocreales, Nectriaceae. Gene Ontology annotation, molecular function: hydrolase activity, acting on carbon-nitrogen (but not peptide) bonds. The record is from RefSeq and is a predicted model, not a curated record.
UGACGAGUAUAAGAAAGUCGGCGCGCACGACACAAAUGAUGAUAAUUGUUCUUGGCAUUACUUUUGAAAAUUUGUUGUCAUGGGUGUUAGGCUUCUUCUUCAAAACGGCACCGUGUUGCAGCAUGAUGCGCAAGACAACGUUACCGCUCGUAGAAACACCGACAUCUUAAUUGAGGAUGAUCGCAUCAUUGAGAUCGGGCAUGAUAUUGAGCCCGGAAAUGCAUCGAAAAUUGACUGCGAUGGCAAAAUUAUCGCUCCUGGGUUCAUCAAUGCCCAUCAUCAUGUUUGGCAGAGCCAAUUAAAAGGGAGACUUGGCGACUCUACAAUGCUGGACUACAUGCUUGAAGCCAAUCUUCAAAGCUUCAACUUCACUCCAGACGAUAUCUUCUGGGGCCAACUAGCUGGCUGUCUCGAAGCGCUUGACGCUGGAACGACCUGCGUGGUUGACAAUGCACACGGCGCGUCUAGCCCCGAACACGGCCCAGCAGCUCUGAGCGCUACUUUGGCGUCUGGAAUAAGAUCGAUAUUUUGUCAUGGAGUCAUGCCACUACGCGCUGCUGAGUGGACAGAGUCUUCGUUUGAGCUCGAUCGUUCUCCUCAACCUGAUUGGCUGCUGCCUCAGAUGGAUUCCCUUGCUUCAAAGGCGCCGUUUGGAGAUGACAAGAGAGUUCAGCUGGGGUUCUUCUUUGACAGCUAUUUCUUGCCAGAGAAUGCCAUUUCUGAGUCACUUAAUCAUGUGAAAGACGCUGGAGUGAAGCUGAUUACAAGCCACUACAGACACUGGCCAGUUUCAAAGGGACAAUCUCGAGUCCCAGAGCAACUACACGCCUGCGGUCUUCUUGGCCCUGAUAUCCUUCUCACUCACGGCAACGGAACGACACCAGAACAAGCAUCUCUACUCACUGAAGCCGGGACUUAUAUCGUCUCAACCCCCGAUGCCGAAAUCUUCAUGGCAUCAGGCGCAGACCCAGUAGCGUUUCGAGAAGAUCUCCCAUUGACGUGCCUCGGAGCCGAUUGCCACUCCUGCGGACCAGUGAGCAUGAUGCAUCAGAUGCAAAUAGCCUUAGCAAGUGAUCGAGGAUCGCAAAACUCAAAGACCUUUGCACAAGGCCACUAUCCGAAGAAGAUGCGGGCUACGGUGCAGGAGGCGUUCAACUUGGCUACCAUCAAAGCAGCUCGUGCGAUCAACAUGGAUAAGGAUAUUGGGUCUAUUGCCGUCGGGAAGUUGGCAGAUCUAGUCAUUUUCGACACGACUUCCCCCUCUCUUAACUGUGCAGCUGAUCACGACCCAUUGACUGCUAUCGUUCGUCAUGCCGGAGUAAGGGAGGUUGAAACUGUUAUCAUUGGCGGCCAGAUCCGGAAACAAAAUGGAAUUCUGCAUAAAGUGCACCUGGCGGAUGGUCGAGAAGCUGGCUUCGAUUUCAAGCACGAGGCUGUUCAUUCGAAGGACGGAUUAUCGUGGAAAGAAGUUGCAAAGGAGGUAUCGAGGAGUCGAGGUGAGAUUCAGGGCAGAAUCAACAAGGUCAACAAAGAGCUGGCCAGAGAGAAGCUUAUUGGAAUGAUGGGCGGCUUGCAGGGUAUCAUAGUUGACUUGUAGAUCUUCUGUCUAGAACACCUCCUUGUAGUAUUAAUAUAGACGCAGUUCCCUACUCCGGCCUUAA